UGGAGAGCAUGGAGGUUGUACAGUAAGCCAUUUGCCAGUGCUGAAAGAAUGUUUUAGGUGGGUCAAACCCUUUUUAUUCUCAAGUGGUCAACGGGCAACGUGUUAAAGUUGGAUCUUGGUUUUGGAUUCCUGUAUUUAUUGGCAAGAAUGAAUACUGCAUUUUCCAUUUUUCAUCUAGCUAUUCUAGCAGGUGCUGCUUGGGCCUCCUCCGAUGAAACGCGUCUUGUCAAAACAAUUUUCACUGGCUACAAUAAAGUUGUCCGUCCUGUCAAUCACUUCAAGGACCCGGUGGUUGUUACUGUAGGCCUUCAGCUCAUCCAGCUCAUCAGUGUGGAUGAGGUCAACCAGAUUGUCAGCAGCAAUGUUCGACUGAAACAGCAAUGGAAAGAUGUGAACUUGCAGUGGAACCCAGAGGAUUACGGUGGUAUCAAAAAGAUCAGAGUUCCCUCCACUGACAUUUGGCGGCCUGAUCUGGUUCUCUACAACAAUGCUGACGGUGACUUUGCCAUCGUUCAUGAGACCAAAGUGCUGCUGGAGCACACAGGAAUGAUCACAUGGAACCCACCUGCCAUCUUUAAGAGCUACUGUGAAAUUAUUGUGCUGCAUUUCCCCUUUGACCUUCAGAACUGCAGUAUGAAGCUGGGUACCUGGACCUACGAUGGAAACUUGGUCGUCGUCAAUCCUGACAGUGACCGCCCUGAUCUGAGUAACUUUAUGGAAAGUGGGGAGUGGGUGAUGAAGGAUUUCCGAGGCUGGAAGCACUGGGUGUACUACUCUUGCUGCCCGGACACACCUUACCUGGACAUCACCUACCACUUCCUCAUGUUACGGCUCCCACUGUACUUCAUAGUCAAUGUCAUCAUCCCCUGCAUGCUCUUCUCCUUCCUGACUGGCCUUGUCUUCUACCUUCCCACAGACUCGGGUGAGAAGAUGACUCUCAGCAUCUCUGUCUUGCUGUCUCUGACUGUGUUCCUUCUGGUCAUUGUGGAGCUGAUCCCCUCUACCUCCAGCGCUGUACCACUCAUUGGGAAGUACAUGCUCUUCACCAUGGUCUUCGUCAUUGCCUCCAUCAUCAUCACUGUCAUCGUCAUCAACACCCACCACCGCUCCCCAAGCACUCACACAAUGCCGGACUGGGUCCGCAAGGUCUUUAUUGAAACCAUUCCCAACAUCAUGUUCUUUUCAACAAUGAAGCGUCCAGGAAAGGAAAAGCAGAAUAAAACCAUCUAUGGUGCUGAUUUUGACAUCUCAGACAUCUCUGGCAACCAGACCACUUCUGUUCACUAUAAGUCGCCCAUCACCAAGAACCCUGACGUCCGCAGUGCUAUUGAGGGAGUCAAGUACAUUGCAGAAACCAUGAAAUCAGACGAGGAAUCCAACAAUGCUGCUGAAGAGUGGAAGUUUGUGGCCAUGGUGUUGGAUCAUAUUCUACUGUGUGUGUUCAUGGCUGUGUGUCUUAUCGGCACAUUAGGUGUGUUUGCAGGCCGCCUCAUUGAGCUGAGCAUGCUCUGAAGGACUGUGCCUUGUACUUUACUGGUUUAACUUCUCAAAUGACUAGUUUGUUGUCUCUACUGCAUGUGGAAGUCUGUGUGUUUGCUUUUUGGUGUCUGAUCAAUGGUCCUAUAUGUGUAUGAUACACAGUCAUGUUGUGUAAAGUGUCAUAUUGUAUGCCAUUUAUUGAACUACUGAAUCAAUUCAAAAGGAAUCAAAUAUUUUGGAAUAUUGUACUAUUGUUUUCUGUGACAUGUUUAUAGGAACCAACUGAA
Micropterus dolomieu (smallmouth bass) is the source of this 1766-nucleotide messenger RNA. Its product is annotated as acetylcholine receptor subunit alpha-like. The record is from RefSeq and is a predicted model, not a curated record. Bases 148 to 1512 code for a protein of 454 amino acids. Lineage: Eukaryota; Metazoa; Chordata; Actinopteri; Centrarchiformes; Centrarchidae. Gene Ontology annotation, cellular component: synapse; neuron projection; postsynaptic membrane. Gene Ontology annotation, biological process: nervous system process; chemical synaptic transmission; signal transduction. Gene Ontology annotation, molecular function: acetylcholine-gated monoatomic cation-selective channel activity; transmembrane signaling receptor activity. The transcript is spliced from 10 exons.